Messenger RNA from Suncus etruscus (white-toothed pygmy shrew), 1080 nucleotides. It is a transcript of the gene PRR33, whose product is annotated as proline rich 33. The transcript has a single exon. The coding region runs from base 1 to 1080 and encodes 359 amino acids. Lineage: Eukaryota; Metazoa; Chordata; Mammalia; Eulipotyphla; Soricidae. The record is from RefSeq and is a predicted model, not a curated record.
AUGCUCAUCGCUGCCGCUGCCCUGCCCACUCAGGUGCCUGGGCGGCCCCCACCAGUGCUACCCAAGCCGGGCAAGGACAAUCUACGUCUCCAGAAACUUCUGCGCCAGGCGGCCCGGAGGAAGGCCACGGGACUGGCGCAGCCUGGCCCACCCGGCUCCUUCCGCGCCUGCCUGUCCCCCGUGAGCGAGGCCAGCCGUGACCAGGAGUCCCCGGGCCUGCAGCGGCCACACACACCCGUCACCCACCGGGUGGCAUCGCCCCUGCGGCUCCUCCACCAGCCGGGCACUCCGCCUGCAUGGGCCAGAGCCGGGGGUGUCCAUGAGGCUCCAUCGACUUCCAUCGCAGUUCCAGGCACAGUGCCGGAGCCCCCUGGGGCCCCUCCGCUGGUCCCGGUGGCCCAUAUUCGCCCACUGCCCACGGCGGCCCAAGCUGCCCACGCUCGGCCUGAAGCACCCACCGUCCCUAGGUCACCCGCUGGCUUCCAUGCCCUGGUGAGCAGAACGGCCGGCACCCGGGUGGUGGUCCCCAUCGCACCCACCUACCGCUCUCCGGGCCCCUCACCUCCCAGGCCAGCCUCAGGGAACCCCGAGGCCAAGAGCCCACAGGAGCCGCUCACAGCUGGGCUGGCCACCGAAGAGGCUGAGCCGGUGCCUGGAGCCAGCCCAGAGGCCUCGGCCCCCAGCCCCCCGCCUGACCCCCAGCCUGAGCCCAAACGCCGCCUGGGGGGCUGGACGCGCCUCCGGAGGCAGCUGAUGGAGGAGCCCAUGGAGACAACCCCUGCCUCGAACCCGGCCCCAGCCCCCCUGGAACCCGGCCCAGCGCCCCGGCCCCCCGCGUCCCGGGCCUCCAGGUUGUGGGAUGCCGUGAUGCACCGUGUCCUUGUGGCUGAGGCCAGGGACAGGCCCUGCUCUCCCGCCGGGGCCCGGCUGCCCUUCCUAUGCCGGCCGAGGUUCAAUGCCCGGAAGCUGCGGGAAGCAGCGGCCCGGCCCCCCGCUCCUGCCCCAUGGCACCCCGUGUUGGAGAGAAGCCCCCAGCCCAGGAAUUUCAACCGUGCAGCCACGGGCUGGGGGCUGCAGUGA